AUGUCCGACACCGAGGAAGUGACCCUCGAGCACCUCCCCGAGCUCCUCAAAAACGACAAUGCCGUCAAAGUCGCAGGCGUAGACGUAGACGGUGUCUUGCGCGGCAAGCUUAUGGCGAAGAAGAAGUUCCUCUCCAUAGCGCGGGAGGGCUUCGGCUUCUGCAGCGUUAUCUUCGGCUGGGACAUGCACGACCAAACCUACUUCCGCGAGCUGGGCAUCUCGAACAAGGAGAACGGGUACCGCGACGUCAUUGCGAUACCAGACUUGUCGUCGUUCCGCAGAAUACCGUGGGAGAACAAUGUACCCUUCUUUUUAAUAUCAUUUCAUGACCCGGACACGGGUGGGAGUCUGAGCGCGUGUCCGAGGAGCAUAUUGAAAAGGACCGUGGACAAGCUGAAGGGGAAGGGCUAUGGAGCAAUGGCUGGUGCCGAGUACGAAUUCUACCAGUUCAGAGCGCCGCAGAGCCACGACGGUCCCGAACGCAACUCCUCAUCCACAGCAUCGUUCCUGAAGGAAAACCCUGUAAAUUCACUUCCUCCGCUCACAGAAGGUAUGUUCGGCUACAGCAUAACGCGGCCGGUCCACAACCAGGACUACUACUACGGCGUCUUCGACGCAUGCGCCCAGUUCAACUGUGGCAUAGAAGGAUGGCACACAGAAUCCGGUCCCGGUGUAUUUGAAGCCGCUCUCGAAUUCGGCGAAAUAACCGCCAUGGCAGACAAAGCCUCCCUCUUCAAGCUCGUCGUCAAGUCACUCGGCUCCAAACACGGUAUAACUCCCUGCUUCAUGGCGAAACCGCGCGAAGGCCUGCCAGGCAACUCCGGUCACAUGCACGUUUCCAUCGUCGACGACUCCGGCAAAAACCUCUUCUACCGCGGCGAAGAAGACGCCUCCCCACCCUAUCCAGACGUGCGCUUCCUAAGCGAUCUCGGCCGCCACUUCCUCGCAGGCCUGAUCGACGGCCUCCCAGACAUCAUGCCCAUCCUCGCGCCUAACGUAAACAGCUAUAAACGCCUGGUUGAGAACUUCUGGGCGCCCGUGACGGUGAGCUGGGGGCUGGAGCACCGCGCCGCUAGCAUACGUUUGAUUUCCCCGCCGACGUCUUCGGGAAAGGCAACGCGCUUCGAAGUCCGCGUCCCGGGCGCGGAUACGAAUCCGCAUUUUGUGCUGGCUGCCAUCCUGGCACUAGGCUGGCGCGGUAUCGAGAAGAAGAUGAAGAUUGCUAUACCACCACUGGGCAAGGGCGAGGAUGUGGGCGGGGAGAGCGAUAAGGGUGUCAGACUGGCGAAAAGCUUGAAGGAGGCGACACAGAGGUUUAUGAGCAAGGAUAGCGUGGCGAGAGAAGUUUUCGGCGAUGAGUUUGUGGACCACUACGGAGGAACAAGGGAACACGAGAUUAGGCUGUGGGACGAAGCGGUUACCGAUUGGGAGGUGAGACGGUACAUUGAGACGGUGUAA
Didymosphaeria variabile is the source of this 1458-nucleotide messenger RNA. RefSeq lists its product as uncharacterized. NCBI's taxonomy places the organism in Eukaryota, Fungi, Ascomycota, Dothideomycetes, Pleosporales, Didymosphaeriaceae. Gene Ontology annotation, molecular function: glutamine synthetase activity. The record is from RefSeq and is a predicted model, not a curated record. The transcript is spliced from 3 exons. The coding region runs from base 1 to 1458 and encodes 485 amino acids.